AAAUUCUUUGAAUCAUUGAAUGACGUUUUUAGGACAGAAUCCCAGUUUCUUCGUUAUACAUACACAAAGAACAAAACGGUUCAGAACGAGCACUUUUAUUUGCAACCGGCCAACCCAAUUGCUUCAGGAUCUUUUUGCGAACAAUCAGCAAAAUCUCGCGCCUAAUUACACAAAAGCUUUUGUAAAACCCUAAUUCCACACAAUCCAAAGCCCUGAUCAAGAUGGAUGGUCAUUCCGCACAUUCAACCGCACCCGUGCGUUCCAGGAGUUCUCAAUCACCCUCCCCAUCACAUUCUGCCUCUGCUUCCGUUUGUUCAUCUGCGCACAAGCGCAAGUUAGCCUCCGAUGAUCACGCUCCGGCCUUCCCAUUCUCCUUCUCCGACACCCGAGAUGGGGCUCUUACCUCCAACGACGAUCUUGAGAGCAUCAGUGCUCGGGGUGCCGAUUCCGACUCCGAGGAGGAUUCAGAAGUGGGUGACGACGAGGAAGAGGAAGAUAACGAUUCAAUGAGGGUUUUCACAACUGCCAGAUUGGAAACCAAUGUUAAUUCUAGGAACACAAAGCUGAAGUCGGAGAAUUCGUCGAUGAAAAUGGAUUCUUCAGGGCUAACAGAAAUGGGUAAGGAAGAACGUGGGCCGACUGCAUCAGCUGCUUCAGGUCCAGUGCAACCUGCAGCUGGUAAUUCGUUUUCCGGGAGUGCGGUGAAAGAGGACCCAGUAAAGGGCAUUUUCACAGAGAAUAUACAGACAAGUGGGGCUUACAGUGCAAGGGAGGAGAGCUUGAAGAGAGAGGAAGAAGCGGGACGACUCAAGUUUGUGUGCCUGAGCAAUGAUGGAGUUGAUCAACAUAUGGUUUGGUUGAUAGGAUUGAAGAAUAUCUUUGCUAGACAACUACCAAAUAUGCCCAAGGAAUAUAUUGUUCGUCUUGUUAUGGACAGAAGUCACAAGUCCGUGAUGGUUAUCGGGAACAAUCAGGUUGUUGGGGGCAUUACAUAUCGCCCAUAUGUCAGUCAAAAAUUUGGGGAGAUAGCUUUUUGUGCAAUUACGGCAGAUGAACAAGUUAAAGGCUAUGGCACCAGGCUUAUGAAUCACUUAAAGCAGCAUGCUCGUGAUGUUGAUGGGCUCACUCAUUUUCUAACUUAUGCAGACAAUAAUGCUGUUGGCUAUUUUGUCAAACAGGGUUUCACAAAAGAGAUUGAUUUGGACAAAGAUAGAUGGCAAGGGUAUAUUAAAGACUACGAUGGAGGAAUCCUUAUGGAAUGCAAAAUUGAUCCUAAGCUUCCAUACACUGAUUUAUCAACCAUGAUUCGACGGCAGAGGCAGGCAAUUGAUGAAAAGAUAAGAGAACUCUCCAACUGUCACAUUGUCUACCCAGGAGUUGACUUCCAAAAGAAAGAAGCUGGUAUUCCCAGAAAAAUAAUCAAAGUUGAGGAUAUCCCUGGUUUGAGGGAAGCUGGAUGGACUCCAGAUCAGUGGGGUCAUUCAAGGUUUAGAACAGUACUUCCUUCGACAGAUAGUUCCAACUAUCGCGAAUCACUGAAUUCCUUCAUGCGCUCGCUAUUAAAGGUCUCUUUUAAAUGCUUUGGCUUUCAAUGUAAACAGAUAAUGCAUGAUCAUCCUGAUUCUUGGCCAUUCAAGGAGCCUGUUGAUGGACGUGAUGUGCCUGAUUAUUAUGAUAUCAUCAAAGACCCUAUGGAUUUAAAAACAAUGUCAAAGAGGCUGGAGUCUGGACAAUACUAUGUUACAUUUGAGAUGUUUGUUGCAGAUGUCAAGAGGAUGUUUGCCAAUGCACGCACCUACAACUCACCUGACACCAUCUACUAUAAAUGUGCAACCAGGCUGGAAAAUCAUUUCUCAACCAAAGUCCAGGUUCAUCUUCAAUCCAAACUUCAGCAAUAAUGAAAUUCAAAUACCAUGAAUGUGACUCUGUUGUUCAUGUGGUUGCGUUCUGAUUCUGAUCAUUUCAGCGCUUGCACUGUAUCAUUUCUGCUGUCAAAGUGGUUCUAAAAUAUUCCUGCAAUGAUUGUACGGUAAUAGUACAAAAAGGUUUACAAGUAUGCCAAAAAAAUUCAGUGUAUUUUAUUUUAAAUGCUAUCUGCAAUAUCUGGCACAAAAUGACCAAAUCUAGUGGUGGUAAUUUUGAGUCUUGUAAUUGAGUACCUGUAUUCGUGGACAUAGGAAUUCAGGCCCGGGUGUACAAGGUUUGGAAUUUCUGUCAUGUAUUUUUAUGCAUUUCUUAUGAUUCUAAAUUCAGAAAGAGAGUUCUUACCAAUAAGAAUUAUUUCUGUUUUCCA
Nelumbo nucifera (sacred lotus) is the source of this 2293-nucleotide messenger RNA. RefSeq names its product histone acetyltransferase of the GNAT family 1 (gene HAG1). Lineage: Eukaryota; Viridiplantae; Streptophyta; Magnoliopsida; Proteales; Nelumbonaceae. Gene Ontology annotation, biological process: positive regulation of transcription by RNA polymerase II; chromatin remodeling. Gene Ontology annotation, cellular component: histone acetyltransferase complex. The record is from RefSeq and is a predicted model, not a curated record. Gene Ontology annotation, molecular function: protein binding; histone H3 acetyltransferase activity.